Drosophila takahashii is the source of this 27166-nucleotide messenger RNA. It is a transcript of the gene shot, whose product is annotated as dystonin-like protein short stop. The record is from RefSeq and is a predicted model, not a curated record. Gene Ontology annotation, biological process: intermediate filament cytoskeleton organization. Gene Ontology annotation, cellular component: cytoskeleton. Gene Ontology annotation, molecular function: microtubule binding; calcium ion binding. NCBI's taxonomy places the organism in Eukaryota, Metazoa, Arthropoda, Insecta, Diptera, Drosophilidae.
CGCCGCCGAUUCCAUUUCACGAUCCCUCUCCAUAAAAUAUUCGCUAGUAAUCGCAUGCGUUCCUCUGGAACCCCGGAAUUCCAAAAAACAUACGGGAACGCGCUUUAAAACCCCGGAAAAUCUCUAUAAAAUUUACGAAAAUCGGUGUAAAAGCAAAAGCGGCAAAACGAAAAGAUUUUCCUACGAACCCAAAAACGAAACGAAAGAAAGUGAAACAAACGAAACUAACGAUAACGCAGCGAUAACUGCGAUAGCAGUCCGAUUACUGCGAUAACAUGCACUCCAGCUCGCAAUCGACGCUGAAGCGCACGCAACAACUUGUGCGGCAAACGAAUGGCGGCAGGGGCGAUGUCCUGAGCAGCGGAUCCGAAGUGGUCCACUCCUCCCGAGGACCGGCGAUUACCACCAAUAUCGAUGACUCCAGCUUGCGUUAUCGCCAUGAGACGAAAAGGGAGCGCACUGUGGAAGCGGUGAUCACGGAUUAUCCAGGGGUAUCUCCCCUGGGAAGCGUUCCCCAUGAACGAACCAACUUUGAGCGCACAGUGACCUUCCAAGAUCCCGCUGGCAAUUCGCGUCGUGUCUCUGAGACUCGGGCAUUGGUCCCGGCGAGUGGAAGUACUUCUUCCUCCGCCCAUUACCAACAGGUGACGCGGAAUAAACGCAUUUCCACCGAGGUGUUGGGCUCCAGUGUGGAGAGCACGAAGACAUCGCAAAGGGCUCCGAACGGCCAUCGACGUGUUACCACGCAUAUUGUCCGCAAAGUGACCACUUUGAGUCGGGCGGAGGAGAAUGCUCAGCCCGCCGAGGAUUUGUUGCCUCCAGCGAAAAUGAUUCGCAGCUCGGAGUUGGAGUACCGUCGUGCCCUGCCGCCUGCUAUAGAGUCGUCCACGCAGCGCAGAGAGAUCUCCGAUAUUGUUGUGGGCAAGGAGGACAACGUAUCCGCUCGGGAGGCUCUGCUGCGCUGGGCGCGUCGCUCGACUGCUCGGUAUCCGGGUGUUCGUGUCAACGACUUCACGUCGUCGUGGCGAGAUGGAUUGGCUUUCUCGGCGUUGGUGCACCGCAACCGACCGGACUUGCUUGACUGGCGAAAGGCAAGGAACGAUCGGCCACGCGAGCGCCUGGAGACGGCCUUCCACAUUGUGGAGAAGGAGUACGGGGUGACGCGUCUGCUGGAUCCCGAGGAUGUGGACACCAACGAGCCGGAUGAGAAGUCCCUCAUCACGUACAUCUCAUCGCUGUACGAUGUGUUCCCGGAGCCACCCUCGAUCCAUCCACUGUUCGACAUGGAGUCGCAGCGUCGCGUCCACGAAUACCGCGACCUGGCCCAGCAGUUCAUCUACUGGUGCCGCGAGAAGACAGCCUACCUGCAGGAGCGCUCCUUCCCGCCCACUCUCAUCGAGAUGAAGCGUCUGCUGAGCGAUCUACAGCAUUUCCGUAGCGAAGAGGUGAGCGCCCGCAAGCGCGAGAAGUCCAAGCUCAUCCAGAUUUACAAGGAGCUGGAGCGGUACUUCGAAACCGUGGGUGAAGUGGACGUGGAGGCCGAACUGCGGCCGGAUGCCAUCGAGAAAGCCUGGUAUCGAAUGAACACGGCACUGCAGGAUCGCGAGGUGAUCCUCCAGCAGGAGAUUGAGCGGUUGGAGCGGCUGCAGCGACUGGCCGACAAGGUUCAGCGCGAGAUUAAGCAUGUGGAUCAGAAGCUGACCGAUCUGGAGACGCGCAUCGGUGAGGAGGGUCGGCGCAUCGAGCGACUGCAUCCCGUGGACGCCAAGAGCAUUGUCGAGGCGCUCGAGACCGAGAUUCGGCACCUGGAGGAACCCAUACAGGACAUGAACCAGGACUGCCACGUCCUCAACGAGGGACGCUAUCCCCAUGUCAGCGAGCUGCAUAAGAAGGUCAACAAAUUGCACCAGCGCUGGGCUCAAUUGCGCACCAAUUUCCACACGAACCUGGUACAGAAGCUGUCCGGUUUGAAGUAUCCCGUCCACGAGACCACGGUGACGCGUCAAACGCGCAUGGUGGUCGAGUCCCGUCAGAUCGACACGAAUCCCCAUUUCCGCGAUCUGCAGGAGCACAUUGAAUGGUGCCAGAAUAAGUUGAAACAAUUGCUUGCCGCUGACUAUGGCAGUGACCUGCCAUCGGUCAAGGAGGAACUGGAUCGUCAACAGCACGAGCACAAGAUCAUUGACCAGUUCCACACGAAAAUACUCAACGAUGAGCGUCAGCAGACCAAGUUUUCCGGCGAUGAGCUGGCCCUGUACCAGCAGCGUCUCAAUCAGCUGCAGAAGGUGUACGCCGAGUUGCUCAGCACCUCGACGAAGCGUCUGUCCGAUCUGGACUCGCUGCAGCACUUUUUGGGACAGGCCUCGGCGGAGCUGCAGUGGCUCAACGAAAAGGAACAGGUGGAGAUUACGCGCGACUGGGCGGACAAGCAACUCGAUCUGCCCUCCGUGCACAGAUACUAUGAGAACCUCAUGUCCGAACUGGAGAAGCGUGAGAUGCACUUUGCCACCAUUCUGGAUCGUGGAGAGGCCUUGCUGAACCAACAGCAUCCGGCAUCGAAGUGCAUCGAAGCCCAUCUGACGGCCCUGCAACAGCAGUGGGCAUGGCUGCUGCAGCUGACCCUCUGCCUGGAGGUUCACCUGAAGCACUCGACAGAGUACCAUCAGUUCUUCGGCGAGAUCAAGGAUGCCGAGCAGUGGCUGGCCAAGCGUGACGAAAUACUCAACAGCAAGUUUUCGCAGUCUGACUUUGGCCUGGACCAGGGUGAAACGCUGCUAAGGGGAAUGCAGGAUUUGCGCGAGGAGCUGAAUGCCUUUGGCGAGACCGUGGCCACCCUGCAGCGAAGGGCUCAGACCGUGGUGCCUCUGAACAAGCGACGCCAGCCGGUGAAUCGUCAGGGACCUGUGCAGGCCAUCUGUGCCUACAAGCAGCAGGGUCAGCUGCAGAUCGAAAAGGGUGAGACUGUUACGCUGCUGGACAACUCGGGUCGCGUGAAGUGGCGCGUGCGCACGGCCAAGGGUCAGGAGGGACCGAUACCCGGUGCCUGCCUGCUGCUUCCGCCUCCCGACCAGGAGGCCAUCGAUGCCGCCGAGCGUCUGAAGCGACUCUUCGAUCGGUCCGUGGCCCUCUGGCAGAAGAAGCAUCUGCGCCUGCGGCAGAACAUGAUUUUCGCCACCAUUCGUGUGGUUAAGGGCUGGGACUUUGACCAGUUCCUGGCCAUGGGUCCCGAGCAGCGCACGGCCAUCAGGCGGGCGCUCAACGACGAUGCCGACAAAUUGCUGAGCGAGGGCGACCCCAACGAUCCGCAGCUGCGACGCUUGCGCCGCGAAAUGGACGAGGUUAAUCGCUUGUUCGAUGAGUUCGAGAAGCGAGCGCGCGCCGAAGAGGAGAGCAAGCAAGCCAGCCGCAUCUUCACCGAGGAAUGCAUUGCCAUCAAGAGCAAACUGGAGGACAUGGCCCGUGAGCUAGAUCAGAUAAUACUGGCUCCGUUGCCACGUGAUCUGGACUCGCUGGAACAUGUGCUUGAGAUUCACUCGGACUACGAGCGCAGACUCAACCUUUUGGAGCCAGAACUUAAGCAUCUGCAGGAGACUUUCCGCACGAUUGCCUUGAAGACGCCCGUGCUGAAGAAGAGCCUUGACAACCUGCUGGAGCUGUGGAAGGAGCUGAACACCCAGAGCGGUCUGCACAAGGACCGCCUGAAGCUGCUUGAAGCCUCGCUGGCUGGCCUGGAGGACAAUGAGCAUGUGAUUUCCGAGCUGGAGAACGAGUUGGCCCGACACCAGGAUCUGCCAUCCACGGCCGAGGGGCUGCAGCAGGUGUUCAAGCAACUGAACCACAUGCAGGACAUUAUCACACAGCAGCAGCCGCAGAUGGACAAGAUGAACGAUGCGGCCGAUCAGCUGGGGCGCAUGGGUGUGCCCACCAAGGUUCUGGGCGACCUCAAGCGGCUGCAUUCGAACGUGGAGCGUCUCAACACGCGCUGGAGUGCGGUGUGCAAUCAAUUGGGCGAAAGAAUGCGUUCAUGCGAGACGGCCAUCGGGCUGAUGAAGAAUCUCCAGUCGAGCGUGCAAGUGGAGGAAUCAUGGGUGGAUGGCACCACAGAGCGACUGUCUGCCAUGCCCACCGCCACUUCGGCGUACGAACUAGACAAACUGCUCGGAGCUGCAAUCGAACGAAAACCAAAAAUCGAAAAUGUCAACGUGGCUGGAGGACGACUUAUACGCGAAGCCAAGAUCUACGAUAGCAAAUGCCUACGCUUCGUGGACUGGCUGCUCGAGGCCCGUCCCUCGUUUUCGCCGCCUCGCCGAGAUCUCCGGCCAGCGGAUAGCGAUCCGGGCGCCACACAGUAUUACAGCCAACGUCUGGACAACCUAAAUACGAAAUACGACAGAUUGCUGGAACAACUGUCGCAGAGGCUAAAAACUGCAAUCGAAGUGAAUGGCAGCGAUGGUCUGCAAUACGCUGAGAGUCUACAGAAACCGCUCAAGACCUUUAGGGUUGACUUCAGUGCGGGCAGCGUGCCAACUGGCGAUGGCUACGCUGCGCGCCCGGAAGAUCUCUACACCACCACCUACAGCACCACACAAUUCAGCUCAACGAAGACAACGAAAAGCUCUACGAAGAGCGUAUACAGUAGCGAUGGCUUGGAUGCAGCUAAUGAGCAGGUUAACCCGCCCCAGUCUCAAAUCCAGUUCAACGAAAUCCGUACGCUCAAGCGCUCCCAACAGCUGGGUGGCCAUUCCGUGCUGGAUAUAGCUGGAAUUCGCGAUCCGCGUACGGGACGCGUUCUCACCAUCGGCGAGGCAAUCCAGCUACGCAUCCUGGACGUGCGCACCGGCGAGAUGUUGGUGGCUGACCGCCGCAUCACACUGGAACAAGCUGCCGACCAGGGACUGAUUGAUGCGCAGCUGGCCGGGCAAUUGCUGAAGCCCGGAGCCGGGCGAGAUGCCAGCGGACGGGAGCUGUCGCUCCUGGAGGUUAUUCAGCGCGAGAUUAGCGAAGCGGAAUCCGGUUACGAGACGGCCGAGAAGCGGAUCAAGGUAAACAGCACGGUCACCGUAGAGCAGACGGCAUCAGGGGAGCUGGGUUCUCCCGAGAAUCCGCGCAACAUUGCCGACGCCAUUACCGCGGGGAGUGUGGACACCAAGACGGGCCUGUAUCGCGUCAAAUCGGGCCAGACGAUCAGCCUGGCGGAGGCCUACGAGCGCGGCUACCUCAUCCGGCACGAGUCGGUGACAAUCAAGUCGAAUGCGCUGUGCCUGAGCGAUGCGAUUGCGCAUGGCCUGGUCGAUGGCGCCGGCUGGAUAGCGGAUCGCAACUCCGGCGACAAGUUCCGUCUGGACUCGGCCAUUGCCAACCAGCUAAUUGACGCGAGUGUUCGCGAAGUGGUGGACGCGAAACGCGAUACGAAGAUCACGCUGCAGGAGGCACUGCAGUCGGGCGUUCUGAAUGCCAAAACGGGUCGGUACGUCAACGAGGUGACCAAGGAGAAGCUCACCUUCGCGGAGGCGCGCAACCGUCAGUUGAUCGUGAAACCGUACACGCUGAAGGACAUCUGCGACCUGAACCUGCUCGACAAACAGGCCCAGAUCACGAGUCCCAUGCGCCGCGAAAAGCUGAGCAUCAUGCAGGCCAUCGAGGCCGGUGUGCUGGACGGUAAUUUGCUCAAGUGCAUCACCAAGCGUAAGGGUGAAUUGGUCACCCUUCAGGAGGCCAUUGCCGACGGCAUCGUGCUGCCGGCGGAGUGCAAGUACCGCGAUUUCAUGACCGGAGAGUUGAUCAGCAUUCCAGAGGCGGUUGAACGCGGUCUCAUCAGUUCAGUGGCGCAGCGAUCGAUCUUUGAUAUUGACGGGUUCAAGGAUCUGAGAAGCAAUGACUAUGUUAGCUUUAAUGUGGCCCUGUCGCGCGACCUUUUGCGUCGCAAGAGUACGGGCUUUGCCUUAGAGACGGGUAGGGAUAGUCUGGUUCCACUAGAGGUGGCCGUAAGUGAGGGACUUGUGCGCCAAGAGGUCUACGAGAUGUUCAGCCGCGGCAUCGGGGUUCAAAAUGCCAGUGGCAAGGAGCUUAGUGUCUUUGAUUUGGUCUAUCACAAUCUGAUUGACCCGAAGACGGGAUAUCUGUUGGAUCCCAAGACUGGGGAGACAGUGCCCCUGGAUACCGCCAUCGAGCGAAAGUUUAUCACUCCAGAGGGUGCUCUUCUUUUGAGCAGUUUGCUCAACAUCACAUUGACCACGGAGACGGUGACGCGGACGAUUAAUCGUUAUGUGACAAUCAGGGCCGGUUCCCAGGAGCCGGGCGACACUGUGCUGCUCACCUUCACGGAGGCAGUGCGUCAGGGUUUCAUUGACGAGGAAAGACAGCUCUUUAAAGAUCCCAAAACGGGCAAUAUUUACUCGGUGCAGCAGGCCCUUAACUACGGUCUGUUAGUUCCCGACAGCAACCAAACGGUACCAGAGCCAACUAACAGGAAGAAAACCAAGUCCACGAUCACCAUUGUGACCAAGCAGAUAAUACCAGAGGCGGAGCCCAUCAAGCUAAACACACAGCACACCAAGUAUGUGGAGAAGUCGGUGGAGAUUCCCAUUUCCCAGGAGCUAGUAAAGCCACAGCGCGUGGUUUCCGAAUUUAUAAAUAUGGAGAAGAGCAGCUAUAUCGAACAAAAUGUGACGGAGCGGCAGAUCAUGGAGCUGCCUCCAGGAGGUUGGCGCCUGAAGGACGCCAUCGAACAGCGGUUGUUCAACCCGGAUUCGGGAGUAUUCCAUGUGCAGGGCACAGAUCGCUUGGUCAACUUUGAGGAGUGCAUCAACAAGCAGAUCAUAAACAAUCUAUCGGUUUCGGUAAUUGAUCCCAGCACUGGCGACAAGAUUUCAGUGCAGUCAGCCUUCGAACGUGAUAUUCUGGACAGUUAUGGCAACUAUACCAACAGCAGGAAGCAAGUGCAGGGCAUGCGCAGUGCCAUUGACGAGACUAAGAUCAUCCUGGAAACCGUUCCAGCCACGAGAGGUGCAAACAAAAAGACCAUUCUUCGCAUAACUAGGGUUAACAAUAUUCCGGAUGUGCUGGAGGUCUCCACACCCCUCAAGGAUGCCCCGCCCAAGUUUGUAGAAGUUCUCACCUGCCAACGAGAGCUCGCCUCUCCGGAGCCACUACAAAUUGCCCCGGGCGCCAUCUAUGAUCCGUCUACAGCGCUGGUGAUCUUCACGCAGACCGGUGAGACUGAAAACAUUUUCGAUGCCGCCCGACAAGGACUGAUUGACGAUCAGCUGAUCAAGAUUGUGGAUCCUACAACCAAGCAAACCAUUUCCGUGACUGAGGCGAUAGCUCGUUCUAUUUACGAUCCCAAAACCGCCACUAUACUUGAUUCGGAGGGACAACCUGUGGAUCUGAUCACAGCCACCAAGUUGGGUCUGUUGAGUGUGGUGGGUGCCCCAUUGGUUGCAGCCGAAGGAGCUCUAAGAACCGUUCGCUUCGUCACCGAUCCGCGAACUGGUGAGCAAAUACCAGUAGAGGUGGCCUACGAAAGAGGUAUUGUCUCUCGUGAUCAACUGCAUCGCGGACGAUCCUUUGAUAGUGAACCGUCCAAAAUUGAGGAGAAGGUGGUAGUGUUGCAGAGAAUGCGCAAGGUCAUUCUGAAGCCUAAGGAUGCUCUGCGCAAGGGAAUCAUCGAUGAGGAGACCUGUGAGAUACUCGAAAACACGAGCAACUUCACCAAUCCCAAAGGUGAGGUGGUUAACAUAAGUGAGGCUCUAAACACUGGACUAAUCGAUGGACGUCGUGGCCAGAUCAUUGAUCCUCAAAGCAAUCGAGUGCUUAAUUUCAGGCAAGCGGUGGAACAAAAGAUUAUCGAUCCCGAACAGACCAACCACAUUCUCAUGCCGUUGGCCAAGAGCUUAUCAGUGCCACGGCUGGCAGCGCAGGGAUUAAUUGAUCCGCAAACACAGACUAUUGUCCAUCCGGAGAGCGGUUAUCCGCUGAGCAUCCCUGAGGCGAUAGUGUGCGAGGUUUUGGAUCCGCAUUCUAAACUGCAUAAGCCUGAGAAGUGCACCCUGGAGGAGGCGAUCACAAAGGGCAUUGUCAACGCUGAUGAUUCCACAUUCAGCUAUAAGAAUAAAACCCUUAACAUUACCGAAGCCAUUGAAGCUAGCCUUUUCGAUCCAAGCUACGAUCAGCAGAAAUCCAAGGUGGAAAUUCCGCCGGUGGGUAUGAUAUUCCCAGUGGCAGUGGAAAAGAGCCUCGUGGAACCGUCGAAGCGUGUGGUACUGCACCCAAGUACGAGAAAAGCACUUCCCAUCAAGCAGGCCAUCGAGGAGAACUUCAUCAUGUCGAUUCCCUACUCCCCCAAGCCAGAUGCUAUCGAGGUGGUAACCGCCAUGGAACGAGAUCUCAUCGAUGUGGCUGCGCAAACGCUGACGGUUCCGUCCACAGGGGAAGGUGUACCUCUGCGACAAGCCAUGGAAAAUGGUGUUUUGGUGGUUAAGAAUCUCUCCGAUUUUGUGGUUACCCAGAAACCCAUUGCCAAAACGGAAAUAAUGGAGACAGUGCGUGCCGUGCACACGGUGACCACCAAAACCAUUGAGCUGAUGCAGGGUUACGUUCUCAUUUCUAACAACGAAGUGCAGAACGUUAGCACCGGCGAAGUAUGCAGCUUGGAGGAGGCUAAGGAGCUUGGAAUCCUGCGUGAAGAAUCCACAACUCGGGAGACCAAGGCUGCGGCGGGAGAAAGUCCGGAAUCAGUUGCUGCCCUAGUCACCAACAGCGAUCAAACUGUGGUAGUGGAGGAGCGCACCCAAACAGUGGUGGUAGGUUCGGACACACGGAAACAAGAACUGCAAGUAGUCAGCACAACGCAAUCCACCAAGGAAACACCGAUUCCAACUUCGAGUGAAACCGACAAGAAGGGAAGCAAGGCUUUGCAAAAUGUGAAGGACGCCGCCAAACUGGGGGCACUGGGCGUGAUCGCAGCCCCUGUUUUGGCCGGCGGAGCCAUCGUGAGUGGCGUUAAAAGUCUCAUCAAGUCUGUGAAAUCUCCCACGGAAGAUGCCAAGACCACAGUAAAACCAGAGCAACCUCAGAGCAGCUUUAUUGAUCAGGAGCGCCGCAAUGUGCCACAGCCGCAACAAGUGCCAAGUGAGGUGGAUAAUCUCCUCAACGAAACGGAGAACUUUAUCAGCUCCACAACUGCCAACUUCAUAGCCAAUGAAAAACAGCAGGAGAAGCCCAUUGAAGAAGUGGGGCCUUUGGCAGUGGAAUCAACAACCACACUGACCACCACAACAGUAACAACCGUAACUACCUCAAAGACAACAUCAGAAAGAGAAGAUCAAGAGCCAGUUGUUGUGGAAGAUGUAACGACGAGCAUAGCUGUUGAGGAGAGUCCAAUCGUAGAUGUGGUUACCGAGAAACCUGAGCAGGUGACAGAAGAUAAAACACAUGUUUCUAAAGUAACUGAAACUAUUACCACAGUGACAACUGAGGGUACAGUUUCUGUGCCAGAAAAAUCAUCUCCAACAGAAUUAACUCCUGAAGAGAAAACAAAGGAACCGAAAGAAUUGGAUCGAACUACCGAACCAGCACAAAAAGAAGUGCCCUCAAAUGCAGUUAAAAAGGACUCGACAUCCGAGCCAGUUAAAAAGGAGAAAACUCCGGAGCCAGCACAAAUUGCAGAAAAGGAAACUUCUCAUGCACCGACUACUGAAAUAGAGCCUGAACCCUCUACAAAGCCAGAACCCAAACCAAGAACUGGUAAAAAGGAAGAGAAUCCAGAGAUCGAGCCGCCCUUCACAGCACCUCUUGCUCCAUUUGUUGAUCAAGUCACAGAUACCACGAUCACAGAGACCGAAAUUGAACCUAUUUCAAGUUCUCAAACUAUAACAACUAUUACAACAACUGUGAAAACUAUUGAACAGCAACCAACGAUCGAAGAAGGUACUGUGACUAGCAAGCCUGAAAAGAUUGUUGAGCAAGUUAAGGAACCAACCGUCCAAGAGCCCACUAAAGUGGAUGAGCCAAGUGAGAUCGGCGAUGAUUCCUCUAGGCCUGAACACACCAGUACAAUAGUGCAUGAAGAAAAAACUGUCAUUAUCGAAGAGCCAACUAUCACUGAAUCUACAGUAACAACAACGACUAUUACAACCACCACAACAACCUCAAGCAGUGAGGAGGGUCUGCCUAUAGAAACGCCUGUAGAAGAGCAUGUUCAACCUAUCCCAUCUAAACCAACUGAGGCUCCCCAGAAAACUAUCAGUGAUGAAAGUAAGCCAGAAGAAAGUCCAGUCACUACAUCGCCCGAUCAGGAGUCAAUACAAUCUAUUCCAGCUCAACCUAUUGAGACAUCUCAGACAACUAAAGAAGUGAUUACAGAGACAACUAUUAUCACUGAAGAGAAACCACAACUCCCAGGUGAUCUUGAACGUAUUGUUCCACCUCAGCCUGUUUCCGAUAAGCAUCAAUCAGUGGUUGAUUUCAUUGAGAAGGAGAAGGGCCCAAAAACAUCGUCAGAUAGUGGCAGCAACAUAUUGCAGAAUGUUAAGGACGCUGCCAAGUUGGGAGCUCUUGCAAUUGUGGGAGCACCCGUUCUUGCUGGCAAGGCUUUGGUAGAUGCCCUUACGACAGAAAAAACACUCAAGCCAGAACAAUCCACAACUCAAGUGGUGACCCAGACGGUGGAAGAACUGCCAACGGAGGAAAUCUCCACCAGCACUUCCACAUUAAUCACGAAGGUCACCACCACAACUACCACCACAACAUCGUCAUCAACAGUUGAGGGCACUCCCGAAGAUGAGGCACGCGACGUCGUAGAAUUGCCGGCUGAAGUGGUAGAAACCACCAUCAAACGAGAAGUGCCCAGAACACUGGCCAUUGGCGAUGCCAUUUCCCAAAAACUAAUUAGCCCCGAUGAGUGUCAAGUGAUAGUAGACGGAGAAAAGCAAUCUCAGACAGUUUCCACGCUGCUCAAGGAGGAGCAGCUGAGUCCAUUAGACGAGGUCCAGAUAAUAGACGACAAACUGAUUGUGCUGCAACAGGUCUCUUACCUGGUGGACGCCGACACCGAACUGACGCCCGAGAGUCUGGACGCCCUUAACAUCUACGAUACCGAGAAUCAGUACUUCAUUGAUCCCAGCACUGGCCAGAAGAUCUCCUUCCAUGCGCUAGUAUUCGAGAUGAAUGUCUUUAACCCUGAGACCAUUUUGGUUAAGAACUUUAGUACCGGCAAAUACGAGAAUCUUACAGCAGCAUUGGAACGUCCACUUCUAGACAGGCACACCGGUCAUAUGGUGGAUCCCAAGACAGGCAAGAAAAUUCCAUUCUUUGAAUGCAUUGCUCGGCAAUGGAUAAUCCGUGCAGAACCCGAGGAACAGCGACCAUCGGGCAUUGAGAACGUAACCAUAGACACACAGACCGGACAGGUAGUGCUUGACGAUGGUCGGGUUUGCUCCAUUGUUGAGGCCAUCAACAGUGGCAAACUGGACAUUCAGUCGAUAUCGGUGCGCGACCCAGUCAGCGGCGAGGUGAUUCCACUGCGUAUGGCAAUUGAGUUGGGGGUGGUAGACAUGCAGGCUGGCACGGUGAUAGACAUUCAAACGCUGAAGGAAAUCCCCAUGGAGCUGGCCUUCCAGUUGGGCUUCCUAGUGCCCGGUGCGCGCAAACCUAUUUCCCUGGAAGCCGCCGUUCGCAAGGGUCUCUACGACCCCGAGACGGGCAAACUCUUCGACUCCGAAAGUCAGAACCAGGUCGAUGUGCAAAAGUCUAUUGAAAUUGGUUUGGUGGACCCGAAGAUCUCAUUGAUUGUCGAUACUGUCACCAAGAAGGAAGUCAAGCUGGAUUGCGCCAUCGAAGAUGAUUUGGUGGUGCCAGCCACAGGUCAAAUAAAAGACAACAAGAACAAUACACUGGUGCCGUUCGAUGUGGGUGUGCAACAGCGUUUGCUGAAAACCGACAGUGUCACCUGGAGCCUGCCGGAGUUGCUGCAGCGUGAAUACUACACGCCCAGCACAGGCAAGGUUCUCAAUCCCGUCACCGGCGAGGAGAUUCUCCUCCAGCAGGCCAUUGAAAUGGGCUUUGUGGAGCUGGAGACGACGUUGGUCAAGGAUGCCGAUCACGACAAGAUUUUGCCCGGCAAGGAGGCAGCCAAGGUGGGUCUUCUGGACACGGUUCGUGGCACCCUAAGCUCGCCCAACAUCAGUCUCGACGAGGCCUUCGUCAAGGGCUAUCUUAUUAGUACCAAGAAGCCACUGUCCCUGGUUGAUUGUCUGCUGCGUGGUCUCUACGAUCCUUCGACAGCCAAGUUCACUAUCGACGACAAGCAGCUGGACCUGAAGUCCGCCAUUGCUCAGAAGCUCAUCAAUCCCGAGGAGCUGGUGCUGCUCGACCCGAAGACAGAAUCGAUUAUUUCCAUUACCGAAGCGAUAGCCAAGGGUUAUCUCGAUCCGAUUGCCGGAUAUGUUAUUAAUCCGUAUGCUUCCACCAAGUUGUCCCUCCACGAAGCCCUCGAAAAUCGCAUUCUCAUUCCGCCCAAGCGCAAGCGCAGCCUGCCGGAUGCCGUCUACCGGGGUCUUUACGAUCACAAGACGGGUCAGUUCAGCAACACGGUGACCCGCGAGAAGCUCACAACUGAACGUGCCAUUCGUAGGGGCAUCCUCGAUCCCGAUUCGACGGUCGUCAAUUUGGGUACCGGCCAAAUCAUUCCAUUUGGGGUGGCCACCGAGACGGGAAUCGUGGACAGUAGACAGGGUACGGUGAGGGAUGCCGAUGACAAUUUCAUUGACUUCAAGGAAGCUUUUGAUCGAGGUGUUCUAGUUGAGGCCAAGAAACCGCUACGCCUCAUUGAAGCAGUGGUUAAGAAUGUUUACGAUGAGGUUGAUGGUCACUUUGUCGAUCCCAAGUCGGGCGAGAAACUAAACUUUGCCGAGGCCCUUAACACGAAUUUACUAGACGAGCAUAGUGUGCAGAUCAGGGACUUCAAGACGGGUCUUUACAAGCAGCUUAACCUAACGCACGCCAAGGACAACGGCAUCAUUGAUGCCCAGAACUCGAAGCUACUGUAUAACAACCAGACCAUGACCCUCAAGCAUGCCUUUGAUAUUGGAAUCCUUAUGGAUGUCAAUGCGCCCAUCAGUAUUCAGCGAGCAAUUCAUCAGGGACUGUUCGACGACAAGACCGGCAAGCUGAGCGAUCCGAGAACUGGACGCCAGAUCACUCUGCUCGAGAGCAUGCGCAGUUUCGUGAUUAAUCCUCACCUGCCGUGCUACUUUGAUGAGCAGACGGAGCAGAUGUUCACGCUGAGCGAGACCUGUCGCAAUGGCAUAAUCAAUAGAAGGGAGGGUGUCUUCCGGGAACCGGGAAGCAAUAGUUUUGUCCCUCUGGGCGAGGCAUUGAGCCUGGGCCUAAUUGUGGACAUUGAGAACGCCGGCUUUGGUCUGUACGAACUACUAUCCAUGAGCUUCUAUGAUGUUCCCACUCGCAAGGUUCUGCAUCCGGUUACGAAUCGCAAGCUUAAUCUCAAUGAAGCCUGCGUGGAGGAUGUGGUUAGCUUAUCCUCCAGUUUGGUCAAACACCACGAGACUGGCAAGUACCUUCGGCUGGCCAAUGCCAUCAAGGAGCAGUUGAUUGACGACUCUAGGGGUUGUUACAAUCUGGUUGGCGAACAGUUGGACCUGCAGGCAGCUAGGGCCAGGGGUUUAAUUGUCUCUAAUCGUCGCCUUCUCAGCCUUGAACUCGUUCUGCGCCAGCAACUUUACCGCGCUGAAACAGGAAAGUUCUGUGAUCCGACAACCGGGGAAUAUCUCGACCUUAUCGAAUCCAUUCAUUCGGGCUUUAUAGAUCCCGCGACGACUGUGUUUAAGAACCAGCUUACCGGUAAAGAGCUGCCGCUAACUGAGGCCAUCGAGAACGGUGAUAUUGACGUGUCCAAGGGCAGGGUAUUUGAUCCGAAAUCUAAGUCAGCUUAUAACUACGACGUGGCACUCUCUCGCGGAAUUCUGGUGACUAUUACCCGGCCACUGACCGAUCGCAAUGAUGUGGUGCGUCGCCAGGAUAGCGUCGAAUUGUUGGGUCAAACGCCCGUUAGCGUUGUGAUCAGCAAACCGCGUGAAAUGUCUCUCGAAGAGGCCAUCCGUUACAACAUAAUCGAUCCCAAGACCGCUCUUGUUCGCGACUUCGAUAGCUUUAAGUUCUUGCCGUACUCGGUAGCCGUGGAACGCGGUCUCGUGGACACCACCAAGCGAACACUCGUUGAUCCGAAGGCACUCUACUUUGCCUUUGAUCCCACUCUAAUCGUCUAUGUACGUGAGCCAAUCACCUUUGAUCAGGCGGCCGAGUCCAAGUGUCUGGACUUGCUGACCGGAAUGCUGACCUAUGUGCCAGCGAGUGUAGCCAGCGAUGACAGCGCAAACGAUUCGCUGACUGUCAUCGAGACGCCCAAGGUAUACACGCUCAAGGAUGCCGCCAGUGCGGGCGUAGUGGAUCCCGACUCGGCGCUGGUCAAGGAUCUGGCCAAGGCCAAGCUGGUCCGUUUGCCGGAGGCAUUCCGAAAGGGCUUGAUGGAUGCGAACAAGGCGAAUGUGCUCAACACUCAGACCUCGAAGCUUUGCACCCUGCAGGAGGCCUACGAGAGUGGCCUGAUCUGCACGCCCAAGCGUUCAUUCGGUUUGCUAGAAGCCAUUACCUUCAACCUGUACAACCCCACCAAUGGCUGCCUAGUUGAUCCCUUCCAAAUGCAUCCCGACAUCAUCCGGCGGCGCAAGUUCACGCUGGCCGAGGCCAUUGGCUCUGGUCUGGUGGAUCCCUCGUCGACGGUGGUCCGUGACCCCAGCACUGGGGUCAUUGUACCACUGGCGGCUGCCAUCAGCAGCGGGCUGAUCGAUGCCACCGACGGCCGCCUGACCGACGCCAAUGAGCCGAAGAACAACAUCGACCUGGUGAAGGCCGCCGAGAAGGGUCUGCUCCUGCCGGCAGAACAGAGGCAAGCAGUAUUCGAGAAGUUCAACAUGUGCGAAGAGAAUGUCAACGAUCUAUUGAAAUGGGUCACCACUGUGGAACAGAAAAUCUCAAGUGUCGGCGGACCACGUGAAAAGAUCGAUGAAUUGCGCAACCAGAUAAAUGCCCUUAAGCAAAUCAAGGAUGAGAUCGAGUCGCAGCAGCGGCCAGUAGCCACUUGUUUGGAGCAAAUCCGCCAGAUUGUGCUAACCGGCGGCGAUGUUUUGUCUGCCCCUGAAGUGACCACUUUGGAGAACUCUGGCCGCGAGUUGCGUUCCCGUGUGGAUCGUGUCAACGAUCGCACUGUGCGCUUGCUCCGCCGCCUGGAAGCUGGUCGAGAUGAGCUGACAAAGCUGCGCAGCGAAUUGGAUGUCUUUUCCGAUUGGCUGCAAGUCGCCCGUCGCACUCUGGAGGACAAGGAGCGCUCGCUGUCCGACUUGACUCGUCUGCCCUCGCAGGCGGAUUCGGUUCGGGAGUUUGUGAGCGAUGUGAUUGGCCACCAGGCCGAUCUGCGUUUCAUUACAAUGGCCGCCCAGAAGUUUGUGGACGAGAGCAAGGAGUUCUUGGCCAUUCUCAACGACUUCCGUACUUCUCUGCCUGAACGCUUGCCGCAUGUAGAGCCUCUCUCCAGUGCCGAAAGUCCAAUCCGCCAGGAGGUGUCGCUGGUUUCGGCCCAGUACAAGGAUCUGUUGAACCGUGUCAACGCUCUGCAGGAUCGUGUCUCCGGCUUGGGUGGACGCCAGCGUGAGUACCAGGAUGCCCUGGACAAGGCCAACGAGUGGCUGAGAAGCGUGCAUCCUCGUGUUUCGCGCAUCAUCUCCGAACCGAUUGCCGGCGACCCGAAGGGAGUGCAGGAUCAGAUGAACGAGGCCAAGGCUCUGCACAACGAACUGCUCUCCAGCGGUCGUUUGGUGGACAAUGCCCAGCAGGCCCUUGACAAUCUGCUGCGCAGCCUGGGCGGUCAACUGAGUCCCAUGGAAAUCAAUCAGUUGGAGCUACCGAUUGCCGAUCUGAAGAACAACUACCAGCAGCUGUUGGACAACCUGGGCGAGCACUGCAAAACGCUGGACAAGACUCUGGUGCAAUCGCAGGGCGUGCAGGAUGCUCUGGACAGUCUUGUGGGAUGGGUCAACCAGGCCGAGGACAAGUUCAAGCUAAACCUGCGCCCCGCGUCGCUCAUCAAGGAACGUCUGCAGGAGCAGAUACGCGAGCACAAGGUCCUGUUGGCCGAUCUUCAGUCCCACCAGGCCAGCAUCGAUAGCGUUCAAAUCUCGGCCAAGCAUCUGUUGGCCAGCGCUUCGAAUGCCCGCAUUGCCAAGAAGGUAGAAUCGAAUCUAAACGAUGUGACCGUGAAGUUCGAGAAGCUCUACGAGAAGGCCAACAAGCGUGGCGAGUUCCUGGACGACGUUUACAACCGGCUGAGCAGGUAUCUGGAUGAGAUCAGCACCGUGGAGCAGCGCAUGGCCAGUUUGCAGGAGGCUCUCGAUAGCCGUGAGACCAGCCUGCUGUCCACCGAGGAGCUGGCACGCCGCAUGAACGAGCUGUCGCGCGACAAGGAUCAGUUGGCACCGCAGUUCGAGGAUUGUGUGCGCAAUGGCAAGGAUCUGAUCAGCCUGCGCGAUGUCACCGACACCGGAGUACUACGCGAUCGCAUCAAGGCCCUGGAAUCUCAAUGGCGCAACAUUAACAUCAGCAUCGAUGAGCGCGCCAAGCUGUCCAAGCAAAAGGCCGAGCAGCAGCUGGCCUACGAGGGUCUGAAGGAUCAGGUUCUCUCCUGGCUGGCCAGCACGGAGGCACGCGUAAACGGCCUGCCACCGGUGGCCAUCGAUCUGGACAGGAUUAAGCAGCAGCACGAUGAGCUGAAGCCCAUCUGCAAGGAUUACCGCGAUUAUGCUCCAACCAUUGACAAGAUCAACGACGUGGGAGCACAGUACGAUGCGCUCAUCCGACCCGAGAGUCCUGCCCGCAAACGUUCGACAUACAGUCCGAUCAAGCGGGCCAGCCCGCUGCGCCGCAUGUCCGGAGACGCCAGAAGCCCCAGCCCCACCAAGGGAGGCAUCCUGUCGCCACUAUCGACUGGUUCCAGUGGAUUCGGUAGCCGCAGAUCCUCCCAGGACGGUUUCCAGCUCUCUGAACUGUCUCCGGUGCAGCAGCAGCUGAGCGAGAUCAACAAUCGCUACGGGCUAAUUGGCGUCCGUCUGAACGAUCGCCAGCACGAGCUGGACAACCUGAACGAGGAGCUGCGCAAGCAGUACGAGAACCUCAAGGGACUGGCUCAGUUCCUGGAGCGUAUUCAGCGCCAACUGCCCAAGGAGUCGGUGUCCAACAAGGACGAGGCCGAGCGCUGCAUCAAGCAGGCGCGUAAGAUCCUGGAGGACAUGUACGAGAAGCAGAGCCUACUGGACACCACCAAGGCUCAGGUGAAGGACAUCCUGCGACGCAAGUCCGAUGUACCCGGCGCAGAGCAGUUGCGCCAGGAGAACGAUAGCAUCCAAGAGAAGUGGAAGAAUCUCAACGACAUCUGCAAGAACCGUAUUGCCUUCGCCGAGAAGCUGCGCGACUUCUUGGAUACCCAUGGCAACCUGAAGAGCUGGCUGGACAGCAAGGAGCGCAUGCUAACCGUGCUGGGACCAAUCUCCUCCGAUCCCCGGAUGGUUCAGAGCCAGGUGCAGCAGGUGCAAGUGCUGCGCGAGGAGUUCCGUACGCAGCAACCGCAGCUGAAACACUUCCAGGAGUUGGGACACGAUGUGGUCGACCAUCUGGCCGGCACUCCCGAUGCCCAGGCCGUUGAAGUGAAGCUGAAGGACAUCCUGGGCAAGUGGGAGGAUCUGGUGGGAAAGCUAGACGACCGCGCCAACAGUUUGGGCGGUGCCGCCGACAGUUCCAAGGAAUUUGAUGCCGCCGUCAAUCGUCUUCGUGAGGCUCUGCAAAACAUCAGCGACAAUUUGGACGCUCUGCCCACGGAUGGCGAUCACCAGGAGAAUCUACGCAAAAUCGAAAACCUAGAGCGUCAGCUGGAGGGUCAACGUCCGCUGCUGGCCGAUGUGGAGCAAUCCGCCGCCACUUUGUGCAACAUUCUGGGUGAUCCCGCCUCGCGUGCCGAUGUCAACUCUCGUGUGGCCGCCCUGGAAAAGCAGUAUUUGGCGCUCCAGAAGAAGCUGGACACCAAGAAGGCAGAAACGGAGGCUUCGCUACGCGAUGGCCGCCACUUUGCCGAGAAUUGCUCCAAGACUCUGGGUUGGCUAGGCGGAGAAUUGUCCAACCUAACAGACAGGCUACUGGUUUCUGCCCACAAGCCCACACUGCAGCACCAGAUCGACACUCAUGAGCCGAUUUACCGUGAGGUUAUGGCCCGUGAGCACGAGGUUAUCAUGCUGAUCAACAAGGGCAAGGAUCUAUCCGAUCGCCAGCAGGAUCGUGGAGUGAAACGCGACUUGGACCGCAUCCAGCAGCAGUGGGAGAAACUGCGCCGCGAGGCGGUCGAUCGUCACACACGACUGCAGACUUGCAUGGAGCACUGCAAGAAGUACUCCCAGACUUCGGAGGCAUUCCUGGCCUGGCUGCGAACCGCUGAGGAUAAGUUAACCGAUCUCACGCCCGGCGUGCUGUCCAAGGCGAAGCUGGAGACGCGUCUGCGUGAUCUGCAGACCUUCCGUAGCGAGGUCUGGAAGCAUUCCGGUGAGUUCGAGAACACCAAGGGAUUGGGCGAGACCUUCCUCACCAGCUGUGACAUCGAUAAGGAACCCAUCAAGGCGGAGCUGCAGGACAUUCGGGAUCGCUGGGAGAGGCUGAACAACGAUUUGAUUGCCCGCGCCCAUGAGAUUGAGAACUGCUCGCGUCGUUUGGGUGACUUCAAUGAUGAGUUGCGUAACCUGGAUCAUUCGUUGGGUCGCUGCGAGGAUCGCCUUGCGGCGCACGAUGCUCUGGGUGGAGCUGCCAAGGAUCCCAAGCUCCUGGAGCGCGUUAAGGCCAUUCGCGAGGAGCUCACCAACCUGAGCAAGCCGCUGCAGUCGCUCAAGGCUUUGGCCAAGGACAUCAGCGCCGAGGCGAGGGCUGCUGGCGGAGAUGCUGACCAUUUGACCAGCGAAGUCGACGGCCUGGCCGAUCGCAUGACUGAGCUGCAGGGUCGCCUGGAUGAUCGCUGUGGUGAACUGCAAUCUGCAGCCACUGCUGUAUCGCAGUUCAAUGAACAAAUGAAGAGUUUGGGCAUCGAUCUGAAUGAUCUGGAGACGGAGAUUGAGAAGCUUUCACCGCCCGGUCGUGAGAUCAAGAUUGUGCAAGUGCAAUUGGACGAUGUUGGCAAAAUCCAGAACAAGUUGGAUCGUCUGGUGGGACGGUUGGAGGAUGCCGAACGCGCCGCCGAUGUUUUGGUUGAUGCAGGAUUCGCUGCCGACACCACCCAGACCCGUGAGCAAAUCUCCACGCUGCGCAAGACCCUGGGUCGCCUGGAUAACCGAGUGCGCGAUCAUGAGGAGAAUCUCCAGGCCACUUUGAAGGCCCUGCGCGAGUUCUACGACAACCAGUCGCAGACUCUGGACGACAUUCAGGACGUAAGCGAUGAGUUUAAGCGCAUGAAGCCUGUGGGUUCGGAGCUGGAUCAGAUUCGCCGCCAGCAGGAGGACUUCCGUAACUUCAGGGAGCGCAAGGUGGAACCACUGGCCAUCAAUGUUGACAAGGUCAAUGUGGCUGGAAGGGACUUAGUGCGCUCGGCCGGCAGUGGCGUCUCCACCUCGACCAUUGAGAAGGAUCUGGAGAAGCUGAACGACCGCUGGAACGACCUAAAGGAACGAAUGAACGAGCGCGAUCGUCGCUUGGAUGUGGCCCUGCUGCAAUCUGGCAAGUUCCAGGAAGCGUUGGCUGGUCUAUCCAAAUGGCUCAGUGACACCGAGGAGAUGGUGGCCAAUCAGAAGCCGCCAAGCUCCGAUUACAAGGUGGUGAAGGCCCAACUGCAGGAGCAAAAGUUCCUCAAGAAAAUGCUUUUGGAUCGCCAAAACUCGAUGGGCUCGUUGGCCAAUCUCGGCAAGGAGGUGGCCAAUCACUGUGAACCUGCCGAACGGGCCUCCAUUGAGAAACAGCUGAACGAUCUGAUGAAGCGAUUCGAUGCGCUGACCGACGGAGCCGAGCAACGUGAGUUGGACUUGGAGGAAGCCAUGGAGGUGGCGAAGCGAUUCCACGACAAGAUCAGUCCCCUGGAAAUUUGGCUGGACAAUACGGAGCGAUCGGUCAAGGCCAUGGAACUGAUACCGACCGACGAGGAGAAGAUCCAGCAGCGUAUCCGCGAGCAUGAUCGCCUGCAUGACGAGAUCCUGGGCAAGAAGCCCGACUUUACCGAUCUCGCCGAUGUGGCCGCCCAGCUGAUGCAUUUGGUCAGCGACGAGGAGGCCGUGAAUCUGGGCGAGAAGGUGCGCGGUGUCACCGAGAGGUACACUGGAUUGGUCGAUGCCAGCGACAACAUCGGAGCUCUGCUCGCCGAAUCCCGCCAGGGAUUGCGUCACUUGGUCUUGAGCUAUCAGGAUCUCGUCGCCUGGAUGGAGAGCAUGGAGGCGGAGCUGAAGCGCUUCAAGUCCGUUCCCGUGUACGCUGAGAAGCUUCUCGAACAGAUGGAUCAUCUGCUUGAGCUGAACGAGAACAUUGCCGGUCAUGCUUCGAAUGUGGAAUCUACUGUGGAAUCCGGAGCCGAGCUGAUGAAGCACAUUUCCAACGAUGAGGCUAUUCAGUUGAAGGAUAAGUUGGACUCCCUGCAGCGUCGCUAUGGCGACUUGACCAAUCGCGGUGGAGAUCUGCUGAAGAGUGCACAGAAUGCCCUGCCGUUGGUGCAACAAUUCCAUGAAGCCCACAACCGUUUGGUGGAAUGGAUGCAGAGUGCUGAGGCUGCUCUGGCGCCCAGUGAGCCUCGUCAGGCGGACGUGCUGCGUCUGGAGGGUGAACUGGCCGAUAUGCGUCCGAUUCUGGACAGCAUCAACCAGGUGGGACCACAGCUGUGUCAGCUGUCGCCAGGAGAAGGCGCCGCCACCAUCGAGAGCAUUGUGACGCGGGACAACCGGCGCUUCGAUUCGAUUGUCGAGCAGAUUCAACGCAAGGCGGAGCGUCUGCACCUGAGCAAUCAACGCGCCAAGGAGGUGACCGGUGACAUCGAUGAACUGCUCGAGUGGUUCCGCGAAAUGGAUACAACUCUGCGUGAGGCUGAUCUGCCGGCGAUGGAGCCCAAAUUGGUGCGUGCCCAGUUGCAGGAGCAUCGUUCGAUCAACGAUGACAUUUCCAGCCAGAAGGGACGUGUGCGUGAUGUUACGGCGGCCUCCAAAAAGGUGCUGCGUGAAUCACCGCAGAGCGAGAAUACGGCCACGCUUCGUGAGAAGUUGGAUGAUCUCAAGGAGAUCGUCGAUACCGUGGCUCAGCUGUGCAGCGAACGUCUGGGCGUUCUCGAGCAGGCUCUGCCCCUGUCCGAGCAUUUCGCCGACUCUCAUCAGGGACUCACCGCCUGGCUGGACGACAUGGAGCAGCAGAUCUCGCGCCUGAGUAUGCCUGCCCUGCGUCCCGAUCAAAUCACCCUGCAGCAGGACAAGAACGAGCGUCUGCUCCAGUCGAUUGCGGAGCACAAACCUCUUUUGGACAAGCUGAACAAGACGGGAGAGGCCCUGGGUUCCCUGGUGGCCGAUGAUGAUAGCGCCAAGAUCAACGAGAUUCUGGACACGGACAAUGCCCGCUAUGCCGCCCUCCGUUUGGAGCUGCGCGAACGCCAGCAGGCGCUUGAGAGUGCUCUGCAGGAGUCCAGCCAGUUCUCCGACAAGCUGGAGGGCAUGCUGCGUGCUCUGGCCAACACCGUGGACUCGGUCAAUCAACUGGAUCCCCUGUCCGCCCUGCCGCAGAAGAUUCGCGAGCAGAUCGAGGAUAAUGACGCCUUAAUGGACGAUCUGGACAAGCGUCAAGAUGCCUUCAGUGCCGUGCAGCGUGCGGCCAACGAUGUGAUCGCCAAGGCGGGCAACAAAUCCGAUCCCGCUGUGCGUGACAUCAAGGCCAAGCUGGAGAAGCUGAACAAUCUGUGGAACGAUGUUCAGAAUGCCACCAAGAAGCGCGGCAGCUCGCUGGACGACAUCCUCAGCGUUGCGGAGCCCUUCUGGAAGCAACUGAACAGCGUGAUGAAGACGCUCAAGGAUCUGGAGGAGACGCUAUCCUGCCAGGAGCCGCCAGCGGCCCAGCCGCAGGACAUCAAGAAGCAGCAGGUGGCGCUGCAGGAGAUCCGUCAUGAGAUCGAUCAGACCAAACCGGAGGUUGAGCAGGUGCGUCGCCACGGCAGCAACCUGAUGAACAUGUGCGGUGAGCCCGACAAGCCGGAGGUGAAGAAGCACAUCGAGGACCUGGACAAUGCAUGGGACAACAUCACCGCGCUGUAUGCCAAGCGCGAGGAGAACCUCAUCGAUGCCAUGGAGAAGGCCAUGGAGUUCCACGAGACGCUGCAGAACCUCCUCAAGUUCUUGACCAAGGCCGAGGACAAGUUCGCACAUCUGGGUGCCGUGGGUUCGGACAUUGAUGCCGUCAAGCGACAGAUUGAGCAGCUCAAGUCGUUCAAGGAUGAAGUCGAUCCGCAUAUGGUUGAAGUAGAAGCAUUAAACAGACAAGCUGUGGAACUGACGGAACGCACUUCACCCGAGCAGGCUGCAUCGAUACGCGAACCCCUGUCGGUGGUCAAUCGACGUUGGGAAGCCCUACUCCGCGGCAUGGUCGAGCGCCAGAAGCAACUGGAGCACGCCCUGCUGCACUUGGGCCAAUUCCAGCAUGCGCUCAACGAGCUGUUGGUCUGGAUCAACAAGACCGACAGUACGCUGGACCAACUGAAACCGAUUCCCGGAGACCCACAACUGCUCGAGGUUGAGUUGGCUAAACUGAAGGUGCUGGCCAACGACAUUCAGGCCCACCAGAACUCAGUUGACACACUGAACGAUGCGGGCAGACAGUUGAUUGAAACCGAGAAGGGCUCCGUGGAGGCAUCCACCACGCAGGAGAAACUGCGCAAACUCAACAACGAGUGGAAGCAGCUGCUGCAAAAGGCCAGCGACCGGCAGCACGAACUGGAGGAGGCUCUUCGCGAGGCCCACGGCUACAUCUCCGAGGUCCAGGAUAUUCUGGGCUGGCUGGGCGAUGUCGACGCAGUGAUUGGAGCCAGCAAACCAGUGGGUGGACUGCCCGAGACUGCCACCGAGCAGCUGGAACGCUUCAUGGAGGUCUACAACGAGUUGGAUGAAAACAGGCCCAAGGUUGAGACGAUUCAGGCUCAGGGUCAGGAGUACAUCAAGCGCCAGAACCAGAUGAAGGUGUCGUCCAGCAAUUUGCAGCACACACUCCGUACGCUGAAGCAACGCUGGGAUGCCGUGGUAUCACGUGCAUCCGAUAAGAAGAUCAAGCUGGAGAUUGCACUCAAGGAGGCCACCGAAUUCCAUGACACCCUACAAGCCUUCGUCGAAUGGCUUACGCAGGCCGAAAAGCUGCUGUCCAACGCCGAGCCAGUUUCACGCGUUCUGGAAACCAUUCAGGCCCAGAUGGAGGAACACAAGGUGCUGCAGAAGGAUGUUAGCACCCACCGCGAAGCCAUGCUGCUGCUGGACAAGAAGGGCACACACCUCAAGUACUUCAGCCAGAAGCAGGAUGUGAUCUUGAUCAAGAAUCUCCUGGUGUCCGUCCAGCAUCGCUGGGAACGAGUUGUGAGCAAGGCGGCGGAACGCACCCGUGCUCUGGAUCAUGGUUACAAAGAGGCCCGCGAGUUCAACGAUGCCUGGAGCGGCAUGAUGCAGUAUCUGCAGGAGACCGAACAGGUGCUGGAUCAGAUCAUCGAGGAGGCCACCGCCUCCAAGGAACCGCAGAAGAUCAAGAAGUACAUUGGCAAGCUGAAGGAGACGCAUCGCCAGCUGGGCGCCAAGCAGUCGGUCUACGACGGCACCAUGCGAACUGGAAAGAAUCUCUUGGAGCGCGCCCCGAAGGGCGAUCGCCCAGUGCUGGACAAAAUGUUGAUCGAGUUGAAGGAACAGUGGACGCGAGUCUGGUCCAAGAGCAUCGACCGUCAGCGAAAGCUGGAAGAGGCUCUGCUUCUUUCCGGACAGUUCAGCGAUGCUCUGGGCGAGCUGCUCGAGUGGCUGAAGAAGGCCAAGAGCCGCCUGAACGAAAAUGGACCUGUCCACGGCGACUUGGAGACUGUCCAAGGUCUUUGCGAGCACCACAAGCACAUUGAGCAGGAUCUGCAGAAGCGCGCUGCGCAAAUGCAGGGCGUACUCAAGACCGGACGCGACUUGGAGCGAUCUGGCAACAAUCCCGAAGUUGGACGACAGCUCGACGAGAUGCAAUCGAUUUGGGAAGAGGUCAAGAGCGCCGUCGCCAAGCGCGGCGAACGCCUGCAAGUGGCGCUUGUGGAUGCCGAGAAGCUGAAUGCUCGUGUCCAGGCUCUCUUCGAUUGGCUGGAUCACGCCGAGCACAAGCUUCGGUAUGCCAAGAAUGCCCCCGAUGAUGAGAAGGUGUCGCGCGAAAUGAUGGACAUCCACAUGGAGUUCAUGAAGGACCUGCGAGUGCGCGAGCGUGAAAAGACGGAGACGUUUGAGUACGCCGAGGACAUUAUCAAUAAGGCCUAUCCCGAUGCCAUCCCGAUCAUCAAGAACUGGCUGUCGAUCAUUCAGCAGCGCUGGGAGGAGGUGCGCCAAUGGGCCAUCAACCGCGAGUCCAAGCUGGACCAGCAUCUGCAAUCUCUCAAGGACCUGGACGACACCAUUGAGGAGCUACUGGCCUGGCUCAGCGGACUGGAGGGCACUCUGUUGAACCUGAAGCACGAACAACUGCCGGAUGAGAUUCCGCCCGUGGAGAAACUGAUCGAGGACCACAAGGAGUUUAUGGAGAACACGGCCCGACGUCAGAACGAGGUGGAUCGCGCCUGCAAGCCCAGGCAGCUGCCUCCGGGAGCUCGCAAGCCAUCUCGCACCGGCAAGACGCCAGUCUUCAAGGGAUCUCGUGACCAGGGACUCAACGCCCGCAAAGGAAGUCGUAUCACGCCCACACGUGACACUCCCGACAGAGAUCGCCUGCCGCACUACGGCCCCCGAUUCUCGCCAAGCACCUCGGGACCAGAACUGGAAUUCCGUUCGCCACGCGCCAAGCUCCUGUGGACCAAGUGGCGCGAUGUCUGGAUGCUCUCAUGGGAGCGCCAGCGUCUGCUCAACGAUCAUCUCCUGUAUCUAAAGGAUGUGGAGCGUGCCCGCAACUUCAGCUGGGACGAUUGGCGCAAGCGCUUCCUGAAAUACAUGAACCACAAGAAGUCGCGCUUGACGGAUCUGUUCCGCAAAAUGGACAAGGACAACAAUGGCAUGAUUCCACGCGAUGUCUUCAUCGAUGGCAUUCUCAAUACGAAAUUCGACACCUCUGGCUUGGAAAUGAAGGCUGUAGCCGAUCUGUUCGAUCGCAAUGGCGAGGGUCUCAUCGACUGGCAAGAGUUUAUUGCUGCCCUGCGGCCUGAUUGGCAAGAAAGGAAGCCGGCCAAUGAUUCGGACAAAAUACACGACGAGGUCAAGCGUCUCGUAAUGCUGUGUACCUGCCGGCAGAAGUUCCGAGUAUUCCAAGUUGGCGAGGGCAAGUACAGGUUUGGAGACUCCCAGAAACUACGCCUGGUUCGCAUUCUUCGCAGCACUGUAAUGGUGCGCGUGGGAGGCGGUUGGGUAGCACUGGACGAAUUCCUGCAGAAGAAUGAUCCUUGUCGCGCCAAGGGACGCACUAACAUAGAGCUACGCGAGCAAUUCAUAUUGGCCGAUGGCGUCUCGCAGAGCAUGGCCGCAUUCACGCCCAGACGUUCCACGCCCAAUGCGGCCGCCACUGCCUCCUCCUCACCCAAUACCCAGAAUGGCGGCAGCUCCAACUUGCCGCCAUAUAUGAGUGGACAGGGUCCCAUCAUCAAGGUACGCGAGCGUUCCGUUCGCUCCAUACCCAUGUCGCGCCCAUCGCGCUCCUCACUCUCGGCCAGCACUCCCGACUCCCUGAGCGACAACGAGGGCAGCCACGGUGGUCCUUCGGGCCGAUACACUCCCCGCAAGGUCACCUACACGAGCACGCGCACGGGCCUCACGCCAGGAGGCUCUCGUGCCGGCUCCAAGCCCAACUCGCGCCCGCUCAGCAGACAGGGAUCGAAGCCGCCGUCGCGACAUGGUUCUACGCUGUCGUUGGAUAGCACGGACGAUCACACGCCCUCUCGCAUUCCGCAACGCAAGCCCUCCACGGCCAGCACCGCCAGCGGCACCACGCCACGUCCGGCGCGACUUUCGGUGACCACCACCACGACUCCCGGAAGCCGCCUCAACGGCAGCAGCACCAUCACCCGCAAGACCGCCUCCGGAUCGGCCAGUCCAGCGCCCACAAGCAACGGAGGCAUGAGUAGAUCAUCCAGUAUACCAGCACUAACAGGCUUCGGCUUCAAACCAAUUAGGCGAAACAUUAGCGGUAGCUCCACGCCCUCCGGCAUGCAGACGCCGCGAAAGAGCUCAGCGGAACCCACUUUCAGCUCGACCAUGCGACGCACUUCGCGGGGAACCACACCAACGGAGAAGCGCGAGCCAUUCCGACUAUAAAAACCGCUUAGGAGAUGAUGACAAUAGAGAAGCAGAAGAAUGCCAAUAUUUAAACAACAUACACACAACUUUACGUACUAACUGCGCACUGAAGUUCUAAACUAAACCCAAACCCUCCUCAAAAAUAACCAAGUCUACAUUAGCAAUGAAUGUAGCGUGAACAGCACACAGUUCUAAAGAGACUAACUUUGAAGUGCCCUAUUGGAGUGGAAGAGCGAAACAAUUUAUAGAUGUUUAUACUAUAUAUAUUUUGUAAAAGACACACACAGUUAAGAUGAAAGGAAUGCAGACAUAUAGCUAGCACACAAAGUUGAUCAGACAAGCAACCUACUUACGAGUACUACUAAUACUUAUACAACCUUUUGCUACUACUAAUUUGUAAUGCCCACUACCUUUAUUCACUAGUUAUACACGUUUCCAAAAUUAUGAUUUGUAUAUACUUAUAAAGCGAAAAGCAAGCGUAAAUUAAUGAAAAAUACACUCCAAGUGCUCUAAGGCAAUUAAAAAAUACAAAGAAUAAAAACAAAAAAAAAAUAUCGAAAAAAUAUAUAGAAAAAAAUAAAACAUUCGAAUGAAAUGUCGGGGCCUCUGCUGCAAUC